AUGGUCCUACCUAUAUCGACUGAACCACGGUGCUUCCCUGAUGGAAUUGAAGACUGGAACUUGCGCCCGGACUGGGGAACGCUUAUGGUCUGCGGGUUCGCUCCAGCGCAUGCGUCCGUCAUGUGUUAUACCUCCCACCUUGGCCUGACAAACCCUCUUGCAAGGUGCCCAAGAAAUUUUCUGUAUGAAGUGUUGGCUGCGUUCGAAGCCCAGUACCAAUCGACACUGCUGAUGGGUUCCGAAAUUGAGUUCGUCCUUCUUGAUGAAUCCUCCAACCUCGCACAAUCCUUCGAUCGGCUGGUUGGCAGUUCCAUGACAGCUGGCCUCCGAACUGAAAAUUUGGUUAUUAUGGAGGACAUUGUUGCCUCAUUGGAACUGUCAGGGAUUGAAAUAUAUCACUUCCACACAGAAACUAUAAAUCAGUUCGAGGUUGCACUAUCGCCACUUGCACCGAUUCAAGCUAUUGAUGCUCUCAUGAUGACUCAGGAGACAAUUCGCACUAUAUGUAUCCGUCAUGGCCUACAGGCUAUGAUGACCCUAAGACCGGUUUUUAACGGCCCACGAAAUGGCUGCCACGUCCAUCUUUCUAUCAAUCCUGCGCCAAAUGCCCCCUGUUUCUUAGCCGGUGUACUGAAUAAAUUGAAAGCUCUUUGCGCAUUUGGUCUGGCAAACUAUGAUAGUUACCACCGAGUAGCUGGGGACUGUGCAGGAGAAUGGAUAGCUUGGGGGACACAUAACAAAGACUUUCCUAUCCGCCAAUUUGGUCCAAACCGUUGGGAACUUAGAUUCUUGGAUAUCACUGCCAACAUGUAUCUUUUCACGGCUGUUAUGCUCUCAGCUGGGAUGGAUGGUAUGAAGCAAAACAUCAUAUUGUCGGUGCGUGACUGCCAGGUUGUCCCGUCAGCACUCACUUUUGAAGAAGCUGAGCGGCAGCUCCGAGCCUUUGGAAUCACAGAACGUAUGCCGAAAGAAUUGGAGGUAUCCUUGGACUAUGCCAAGGAUGACAAAGAGAUACAAAAUUGGGUUGGAGCGGAGUUGUUCUCUCAAUACGUCAAGGUUAAGGAGAAGGAAGUGGAAUAUUUCUCGAAGAUGACCGAUGAGGAGCGCAGACAGAAGUUCUUGGGUUACUUUUAG
This is a messenger RNA of Blastomyces dermatitidis ER-3, 1134 nucleotides long. RefSeq names its product protein fluG. Gene Ontology annotation, molecular function: glutamine synthetase activity. Lineage: Eukaryota; Fungi; Ascomycota; Eurotiomycetes; Onygenales; Ajellomycetaceae. The transcript has a single exon. The record is from RefSeq and is a predicted model, not a curated record. The coding region runs from base 1 to 1134 and encodes 377 amino acids.